CUGAGUCUCAGAGCCUCGGCGCGCGCGGGGCAUUCGCUGCUCGCUGCCACCCCUCCUCAGACUCCACGCUCAAACUCCUUAAAUAUAACUAAGUAAUUACACAGGCAACAUGUUCUACACCCAUGUGCUUAUGAGUAAACGAGGGCCAUUGGCUAAAAUAUGGCUUGCAGCUCACUGGGAGAAGAAACUUACAAAAGCCCAUGUAUUUGAAUGUAAUCUAGAGAUAACUAUUCAAAGAAUUAUUUCACCUAAGAUGAAAAUUGCACUCCGAACUUCAGGACACCUUCUUUUGGGAGUUGUUCGAAUCUAUGAUAGGAAGGCAAAAUAUCUUUUGGCAGAUUGCAGUGAAGCAUUUCUUAAGAUGAAGAUGACAUUUCGCCCAGGAAUGGUUGACCUCCCAAGAGAGAAUUUUGAAGCAGCUUACAAUGCCAUCACAUUACCAGAAGAAUUUCAUGAUUUUGACACCCAUAAUACAAAUGCUAUUGACAUUUCAGAACACUUUUCUCAGAACCAAAGUAGACCAGAAGAAAUUACACUCAGAGAAGAAUAUGGCAAUGAUCUACUUUUCCAAACCAGGAGCUUUGGGGAAGAACCUGAAAAUCUCAGAAGACAUAGCUUCUUUGAUGACAACAUAUUAAUGAACUCUAGUGGUCCUUUAGUUGAACAUAGUUCUGGAAGCCUCAUUGGGGAAAAUUCUUUGUUCUUUGAAAAUGGAGAUGGAUUUGGAGAUGAAGGUGCUGCAGGAGAAAUGAUUGACAAUCUAUUGCAAGAUGAUGAAAAUACUCUUUUAGAAGACAUACAUUUGAAUCAAGAAAUUUCCAUGCCUCCAGAGCUUCCCAGUAGUAUAAUAGUAGAACCAGGUAAUCCAGAUGACCAGUAUCUACCUGAAGAUGGAAAAAUGAAUGAAACAUUAUUAUCAAAUGAAGAAGAAGGAUUUACUCUUGACCCAAUUGAUAUUUUAGACAUUGCUGAGAAAAGGAAAAGCAAAAAGAGGAGAUUGCUCAUUGAUCCAAUCAAGGAGAUAAGUGCCAAAAUUAUGCAUAAGCAGCUUACUUCCUUUGUGGACACUCUCAUGGUUUUGGACCUGGCACCUCCCACACAAAGAUUGAUGAUGUGGAAGAAGAGGGGAGGAGUGGAUACACUUCUGUCAACCGCUACCCAGGAUUUGGUCCAUGUUGAACUGAAAAUGUUGUUUGCAAAAUGCUUUCUGUCUUCUGACUUUAAACUUGCAAGAAAAUUGAUACAGAAGGAGUCAGUGAAGGAAGAAGUGAGAAACCAAAACAUAGUAGAGAUCUCCAUAAGAGAAGAGACAGAUCAACCCCAAACUUGGAAGGAUAUGAUGGAUGGAUCUAUGGUUAGCUUUUAUGAGGACAUCAAUAAAAAUGUUAACUCUGAGCAGGAUAUUAUUGAAAUGGUUUCUCCAGCUGCUGAGGGAUCAUCAUCAGUGAAUGUGUCCAAAGAAAACUGUCCAGCUGAAUUGGAAUCAUCAGGCAAUGAACAAAAUACUAAGACAGAGAUUUGGAAUCAAAGAUUAUUUCAGAUAUUAAAUGUAUUACGGGAAUCCAACAAGAUGGGAAUGCAGUCCUUUAGUCUGAUGAAGCUAUGCAGAAAUAAUGACCGAAAACAGGCAGCUGCCAAAUUUUAUACCUUUCUUAUCCUAAAAAAAAAUCAGGCUAUUGAGCUGAGUCAGAGCUCUCCCUAUGCAGAUAUUAUAGCCACAGUGGGACCAAUGUUCUCUAAGAUGUGAAGGGGAUCCAGAUCAUGCAGGUUUAUGCCAUCACUGGCACUUCUGCAUAGAUUGUUCAGGGUGAUGCAGAAGCUGUCUGGAAGCAGCUGAAGGUCUGAUCCAUUUCCUAGGCAGGCUGAUACUCAUCCCUUACUGGAAGGUCAGACUAAUCAUACCAGAAUUGGAAACCUGUAUGGGGGCAGAAACAAUUAUAGUGAAGUAUUUUUUUUAACUUGGCUGAUUUUGAAUACAUGGCCUUUAUCAUUGCCCUGAUUUGCAUAUUGCAUUUAGGUUGCAUUUAGGAUACAUUUUGAAAUACAAUAUACCUCCAAGAAACAUUCAAGGGUGUUUUAAAAGUUACUUUUAAAAUAACCUUUAAAUUUCAUGGAGUUAAUAAUUAAUAUUUUCUUUUUUAAUGUUUUUAAUAACUCAUUUUUUAUUUAUUGAUUUUUGUGUGUAUUUCAUAUAGACCAUCUCAAACAGUUUUAUUCAUCUUAUAUCCACAUCUUAUUUGUACAUAGAUAAGU
Nannospalax galili (Upper Galilee mountains blind mole rat) is the source of this 2253-nucleotide messenger RNA. RefSeq names its product RAD21 cohesin complex component like 1 (gene Rad21l1). Gene Ontology annotation, molecular function: chromatin binding; protein binding. Gene Ontology annotation, biological process: mitotic sister chromatid cohesion; replication-born double-strand break repair via sister chromatid exchange; synaptonemal complex assembly. Gene Ontology annotation, cellular component: cohesin complex; synaptonemal complex. NCBI's taxonomy places the organism in Eukaryota, Metazoa, Chordata, Mammalia, Rodentia, Spalacidae. The record is from RefSeq and is a predicted model, not a curated record. The transcript is spliced from 14 exons. The coding region runs from base 110 to 1747 and encodes 545 amino acids.